Molecule: messenger RNA, 5222 nt
Organism: Microcebus murinus (gray mouse lemur)
Lineage: Eukaryota; Metazoa; Chordata; Mammalia; Primates; Cheirogaleidae
Gene: KIT
Product: KIT proto-oncogene, receptor tyrosine kinase
Biological process (GO): positive regulation of MAP kinase activity; protein phosphorylation; hematopoietic progenitor cell differentiation
Cellular component (GO): signaling receptor complex; plasma membrane
Molecular function (GO): transmembrane receptor protein tyrosine kinase activity; growth factor binding; cytokine binding
Source: RefSeq, a predicted model, not a curated record
GGGCUCGGCUUUGCCGCGCUCGGAGCACUCGGGCGAGAGCCGGGACGCGCGCCGCAGCUCCGUCCCCGCGCAGCCUCCGCGAUGAGAGGCGCUCGCGGCGCCGGGCACUGGCUCUGCCCGCUGCUCCUGCUGCUCCGCGUCCGGACAGGCUCUUCUCAACCAUCUGCGAGUCCCGGGGGACCGUCUCUGCCAUCCAUCCAGCCAGCAAAAUCAGAGCUAAUAGUCGCCGUGGGCGACGAGAUCAAGCUGCUGUGCACCGACCCGGGCUUUGUCAAAUGGACUUUUGAGACCCUGGGUGAAACGAGCGAGAGUAAGGACAACGAAUGGGUCACAGAAAAAGCGGAGGCCACCAACACCGGCAAAUACACGUGCACCAACGAAGGAGGCUUAAGCAGUUCCAUCUAUGUGUUUGUCAGAGAUCCUGCGAAGCUUUUCCUCGUUGACCGGUCCCUGUACGGGAAGGAAGACACCGACACGCUGGUCCGGUGUCCCUUGACAGACCCGGAGGUGACCAAUUACUCCCUCAAGGGUUGCCAGGGGAAACCCCUGCCCAAGGACCUGAGGUUCGUCCCUGACCCGAAGGCUGGCAUCACCAUCCUUAGUGUGAAACGCGCCUACCACCGGCUCUGUCUACACUGCUCUGCCGACCAGGAGGGCAAGGCGGUGCUGUCCGACAAGAUCAUCCUGAAAGUGAGGCCAGCCUUCAAAGCUGUACCGGUUGUGUCCGUGUCCAAAGCAAGGUACCUUCUUAGAGAAGGGGAGGAAUUCACAGCGACGUGCACAAUAAAAGAUGUAUCUAGUUCUGUGGACUCAGCGUGGAUAGGGGAAAACAGCCAGAGUAAAGCACAGCUAAAACAGAAUAGCUGGCAUCAUGGUGACUUCAACUAUGAACGUCAGGAAACACUGACGAUCAGCUCAGCAAGAGUUAAUGAUUCUGGAGUGUUCGUGUGUCACGCCAGUAAUACUUUUGGAUCAGCGAAUGUCACAACAACCUUGGAAGUAGUAGACAAAGGCUUCAUUCACGUCUUCCCCACGAUGAACACUACGAUGUUCGUGAAUGACGGAGAAAACGUGGAUUUGGUUGUUGAGUACGAGGCGUACCCCAGACCUGAGCGCCAGCAGUGGAUCUACAUGAACAGAACCUUCACUGAUAAAUGGGAAGAUUACCCCAAGUCCCAGAAUGAAAGUAACAUCAGGUAUGUCAGUGAACUUCACCUCACCAGACUAAAAGGGACCGAAGGUGGCACUUACACCUUCCUGGUGUCCAACUCUGACGUCAACGCUUCCGUAGCAUUUAAUGUUUACGUGAACACAAAACCAGAAAUCCUGACUUACGACAGGCUCGUGAAUGGCAUGCUACAGUGUGUGGCGGCAGGGUUUCCCGAGCCCACAAUAGAUUGGUAUUUUUGUCCAGGAACCGAGCAGAGGUGCUCUGCUCCUGUGCUGCCCGUGGAUGUGCAGAUACAGAACUCAUCCGGGCCAGCCUUCGGGAAGCUCGUGGUUCAGAGUUCCAUAGACUCGGGUGCAUUCAGGCACAAUGGCACGGUUGAAUGUAAGGCCUCCAACGAUGUGGGCAAAACUUCUGCCUAUUUUAACUUUGCAUUUAAAGGUAACAACAAAGAACAAAUCCAUCCCCACACCCUGUUCACUCCUUUGCUGAUCGGUUUUGUAAUCGUAGCUGGUAUGAUGUGCAUCGUCGUGAUGAUUCUUACCUACAAAUAUUUGCAGAAACCGAUGUAUGAAGUGCAGUGGAAGGUUGUCGAGGAGAUCAAUGGAAACAAUUAUGUUUACAUAGACCCAACGCAACUUCCUUAUGAUCACAAAUGGGAGUUUCCCAGAAAUAGGCUGAGUUUUGGGAAAACCUUGGGUGCAGGUGCCUUCGGGAAAGUUGUUGAGGCCACUGCUUACGGCUUGAUUAAGUCAGACUCGGCCAUGACUGUCGCCGUGAAGAUGCUCAAACCAAGCGCCCAUCUAACGGAACGAGAAGCCCUGAUGUCUGAGCUCAAAGUCCUGAGUUACCUGGGUAAUCACAUGAACAUUGUGAAUCUUCUUGGAGCAUGCACCAUUGGAGGGCCCACCUUGGUCAUUACGGAAUACUGUUGCUAUGGUGAUCUUUUGAAUUUUUUGCGACGCAAACGUGAUUCAUUUAUUUGCUCAAAGCAGGAAGAGCAUGCAGAGGCAGCACUUUAUAAGAACCUUCUACAUUCAAAAGAGUCUUCCUGCAAUGACAGUACUAACGAGUACAUGGACAUGAAACCUGGAGUUUCUUACGUUGUCCCAACCAAGGCCGACAAAAGGAGAUCUGCGAGAAUAGGCUCCUACAUAGAGAAGGACAUGACUCCUGCCAUCAUGGAGGACGACGAGCUGGCCCUGGACCUGGAAGACCUGCUGAGCUUUGCCUACCAGGUGGCCAAGGGCAUGGCCUUCCUCGCCUCCAAGAACUGUAUUCACAGAGAUUUGGCAGCCAGAAAUAUUCUCCUUACCCAUGGUCGGAUCACAAAGAUUUGCGAUUUUGGUCUAGCCAGAGACAUCAAGAAUGAUUCGAAUUAUGUGGUUAAAGGAAACGCUCGACUGCCGGUGAAGUGGAUGGCGCCCGAGAGUAUUUUCAACUGCGUGUACACAUUUGAAAGCGACGUCUGGUCCUACGGGAUUUUUCUGUGGGAGCUGUUUUCUUUAGGAAGCAGCCCCUACCCUGGGAUGCCCGUGGACUCUAAGUUCUACAAGAUGAUCAAGGAAGGCUUCCGAAUGCUCAGCCCCGAGCACGCACCUGCCGAAAUGUAUGACAUAAUGAAGACUUGCUGGGAUGCUGAUCCUCUAAAAAGGCCAACAUUCAAGCAGAUCGUUCAGCUCAUUGAGAAGCAGAUUUCGGAUAGCACCAAUCACAUUUACUCCAAUUUAGCAAACUGCAGCCCCAAGCCCGAGAGCCGCGUGGUGGACCAUUCUGUGAGGAUCAAUUCUGUGGGCAGCACGGCUUCCUCCUCCCAGCCCCUGCUGGUCCAGGAAGACGUCUGAUCGGAACGAGUCUGCGGGGGUCUCCCACGCAGGGGUGAUCCCCCAUUCUUUCGGCUUCCACGAUGGUUCUUUUGUUUUCCCUCGACUUGCACCCUGCUCCAGGGGAGUGGGCAGCCCACUGUAAAUCCUGUCUUUCUAAGCACACUUUAGUGGCCGCGAUGGCUUUUGUCGUCAGCCACCAUCCCCUUGCAAAGGUUCGAACUGUAUAUAUAUUCCCAAUGGCAAAGUAGCUCCUAUGGGAAACAGAAAAAAAAAAUUCUGAUUUGGAAAAAAAAAAGAGAGAGGGAGGGAUGGGCUAGAUGCCCAGAUGUCUUUCCAAGGGUUUUCCACUUUCUGUUGGAAGAGUCCGGUUGAUAGUUGAUAUGAGUAAGUGGUAGCAGUCACACCUGGCCUUGAGAAUUAGCCAAGAUGAUAGGGUAAGAUUAGAAGCUAAAACCUAAACCGUUUAUAUGGAAAGACAGAACAUGAUUCGAACACAGGACAGACGUGUGAGGAUCUGGACUUAAGGAAUCUGGUGUUUCAUCCUCGGAUUGAGACAUAGGGCAUGAACAAUUAUUCCCUAAGCAUGGGUAAAGGUAGCUGCUGUAGACCACUGUAUGAGUUUUCAUACCGCUCCCCUGGCUUUUGACUAGAGUUUGCUCUUAGGGAGUUGGAGAGAAGGCCUCCCCCGCCAGCGUUUGUAUAUACACUCAUCUAUCCAUUGCCCACGUUCAUACAUUCGAGGGGCGAAACCCCACGAGGUUUCGUUUCUGUGUGCGACCCUAGUGUCGUGUCCACCGUGUGUAGGAAUAGAUUAGGAGCCAUAUACGUUUGAAGGAAACAGAUAAUACUUUUUUUUUUUUUUUAAGUAAAAGAAACGUAACAGCCAAGCACAGUCUUAACAAAAUCUCCUCUUUUAGCCGAUGAACUUGCUCUAUAGAUUCUCCAGAAAACGAGCCUACCAGCUUUGGAAUGGCAUUGCACUUGAUGGAUUUGAUGCCGUUUGAGAAAGUUCCUGAUUUACUGCGUGACCCCCACCCCCCCUGGGGGUGAGAAGAUAGUGCUGUCUUGGCUCGGAUUCUUAUGUAGCAGGAGAUAAAAUGUAGAUUCAGCCUUCCUCACAGGCAUGUCCUGGACACCAGGCCAGUAUCUAUAGAAGUGCGUGUGUGUGUGUGUGUGUGUGUGUGGUGUGUGUGUGUGUGUGUGUAUGUGUGUGUGUGUGUGUGUAGACAAAUAUUUUAGAGGGGUAUUCUUGCCCCAAGUCCAAGAGGGUCCUUCGGUACCCAAGAAGUCACUUGGCUUUCAUUAUCCCUACUGCUCUUGUUUGCCUUCACACAGCUUUCUAGAAGCUUCCAUAAAAGCGCAUACGAAGCAGAAGGCUUCAGUACCUAUUUGCAGCCCACCUGCACUUAAGACACUCUGUUAUUUAGACUCAGCAUACUGUACCCAUUCCUUAGAUCUUAUAUAACGCUACUGUCCCACUGAGACAUACUUACAUUUUACCCUUUAGACUGUAGCCUAGAUAUUAUUAUUCCUGUAGUCUACCUGUUUUUCCCCCCUCCUCCCUGCCCAGUAUAAAAGGUAAAUAAUGUAUACAUGGCAAGAUUUGUGUGUUGUCUUGCAAGAUUCAGGUAUGUUGCCUUCACGGUUUCCCCCUCCUAGGUCCCUUAGACUACAUUUAGACAACUGUGGCCAUUAUCUGGAAGUUUCCAUUUGCACUGAAGUUCUACGCAAUCGCACCUUUUCCAAAGUUAACCGGUUUUGGGGUUGUGUUGUCCCCUACGAAAUUGUUGCUGUUUUGCCAUACUUUGUCUGUAAAAUUCCUUUUGCGUUUCUAUUGACUUUGAUUAUUAGUAAAAGUGGUUGUUUCUUGUAGAUGUCUAGGUACUUCAGGGGCACUUCAUUGAGAGUUUUGUCUUGGAUAUUCUUGAAAGUUUAUAUUUUUAUAAUUUUUUCUUACAUCGGAUGUUUCUUUGCAGUGGCUUAAUGUUUGAAAUUAUUUUGUGGCUUUUUUUGUAAAUAUUGAAAUGUAGCAAUAAUGUCUUUUGAAUAUUCCCAAGCCCAUGAGUCCUCGGAAAUAUUUUUUAUAUAUACAGUAACUUUAUGUGUAAAUAUGUAAGCGGUGUAAGUUUAAAGGAUGUUGAUGUUUCACGUGUUUUAUUCCUGAUAUGUUGUCCAAAUUGUUGACAGUUCUGAAGAAUUCUAAUAAAAAUGUAAAUGUAUAAAUCAAA